AUGCUCUUGGAGCUGAUUGACAGCAUGGGCUUCCGUGGACAAUAUGAUUUCUUGUACCUCCCCAUUGAUUUCCAGACCCAUGCCUGCCUGGGCUAUGCGUUCGUCAAUUUGGUGGAUCCAGGUGUGGUGCCCUCAUUUUGGAGGUCGUUUGAUGGCUUCAGCAACUGGAGCCUGCCCAGCAAGAAGGUUUGCUACAUCAGCUGGAGCGGUCCUCAUCAAGGCACGACUGUCUGA
Symbiodinium sp. CCMP2592 is the source of this 234-nucleotide messenger RNA. The record is from the annotation of a GenBank genome assembly. Lineage: Eukaryota; Dinophyceae; Suessiales; Symbiodiniaceae.